This is a messenger RNA of Daktulosphaira vitifoliae (grape phylloxera), 1296 nucleotides long. RefSeq lists its product as uncharacterized. The transcript is spliced from 2 exons. The coding region runs from base 452 to 1228 and encodes 258 amino acids. NCBI's taxonomy places the organism in Eukaryota, Metazoa, Arthropoda, Insecta, Hemiptera, Phylloxeridae. The record is from RefSeq and is a predicted model, not a curated record.
GUGAUAAUAAUUUGCUCUCAUCAGUUUUUUUUUAUUUAUUAAUGUGUAUGUACUUCUUUUUUUAUGGACGCUUCCAUUUGUUUUGUCUUUGUGCCAUUUCUACUUACAUAUGUUUUCAAGCUCCAUUUUGGCUGAUUAACUGUAAGAAUCGAAGUUUUGGAUCUUUACUGUAUAUUAAGUACGCUUAUACCAUUCUGUAACUCCAAGCUUUGUCAACAAUGAACUUAUCAAUAAACUGUUUCAAUCAGCUGUUCCUUGGUGACUUUAACGCUGGGCAUUUUCAUUUUCUCUUAUCGACUUGUGUUUCACCUCCAGUUUAGCUGGUGUAGUAUUAUACAAUUCUGUACAUUGUUUUGCGUUCUUAUGUUCUUAAGGAGGUAUCUUUAAGCAUUUUUAUUUAAUAUUAUUUAUAUUACAUACAUAUUUUUCUCCAAUACUUUUGCACACAAUAAUGCUUUCAUCACCCUCUUCCGUUGCCUCAAAUACUCGUGCACAGACUCAUAAAUCCCCUACUACUUCUGACAUUAUGAAGGCAAUCGCAUCGCUAUCUACUUCUCAAUCGUCGCAGUUCAGUGAAUUUAAAAGUAGCAUUUCGUCACUCACCUCUCAAGUAGCAGAUCUGGUUACUGAGAAUGCUUCUUUUCGGGCAGAAAUUUCAGUGCUCCGCUCAAGAAUAGAUGUUCUGGAAUCACAACCUGGCCUCUCUAGCGAUUCAUUUUCUAUGAUUUUACGUGAAUCCACUGAACGUAGUAAAGUUGAAUUUAACGCAAUCACUUAUGGAGUGCCUGAGUCUGCUGCAAAUACUGCUGCCUUAAGACUUAAAGAUGAUCUGCUUUCCCUUAGAAAUCAUCUCAGACAAAUUUCUGUACCAGAACCCAUUGAACCUAAGCUAAUAUGCCUAGGCAAUAAUAAUGCGAAGAAACCGAGACCUUUGAAGAUAAUUUGCCGAUCCAAGGCCGAUGCUUCUCAGCUCAUUUCUAAUUUUAAUUCACAAAUGCGAAUGGGAAUAUUACCUGAUCCUGAUUUUCGUAUUGUUCGUGACAAAACCACGCUUGAACGAGAACUUUUACAUAAAGCUCAUUCCGAAUUGCAAAGUAAAAUGGAUGGUGGCUCUUCAGAUCUUACCAUUUCAUACAUAAAUGGAGGACCCUCAGUUAUCAAAGCCGGUCCAAAAAACCCCAGAGGAAGAACCAAUCACCAUCCGAGUUCUACUCAGCAUUCGCACUAGUUCCUGACUUCAACUCUGGAACUAAUGGGAAUGUACAGUUCACUUAAUUAUACCUCUUUGAAAUAAGG